This is a messenger RNA of Oppia nitens, 4790 nucleotides long. RefSeq names its product patronin-like (gene Patronin). Bases 630 to 4790 code for a protein of 1386 amino acids. The record is from RefSeq and is a predicted model, not a curated record. Gene Ontology annotation, biological process: cytoplasmic microtubule organization; negative regulation of microtubule depolymerization; neuron projection development. Lineage: Eukaryota; Metazoa; Arthropoda; Arachnida; Sarcoptiformes; Oppiidae. Gene Ontology annotation, molecular function: spectrin binding; microtubule minus-end binding; calmodulin binding. Gene Ontology annotation, cellular component: microtubule minus-end. The transcript has 7 exons.
ACUAUUGAGUUGAUAUUUUCCCAACAUUUCUACGAAACGUUUGAUUGAAUUGAGAACUCAGUCAUUGAAUUGAUUACUGUUUUUGUGAAAACAUAUAACUAUUUGAGUGAUUAGUAUUAUCACCAAAACUGAUCCAAAACAUUGCGAUCAUGUCUUACGAUUACAAUAAUAGUUAGCCAUUAAUAAUGAAGUUUGUUGUCAUGUUUUGUUGGGUAACUAAUAAUAAUAAUUUGAAUAUUUUUAAUCAUAUGAUAUGUAGUUAAUUAGGACUAAAGCCGUAUAACAAUUGGAUGUAAUGUUUUGAAUCAAUGAAUGACAACAUUGUUAAGCAAUAAUUGUUGACAUUAUAUGUGAUCCCAUUGUUAACCUAUUGGUGGACAUAAUAUACCAUAAGUUUUAAUAGUUAUUACAUUUGUGUGUUUAUAUGAUAUAUCAUAUGUAGUCAACAAUACAUUUAUCAAUGGGUCGCAUAUUAUUAAGAAAAUAAUAAUUAAUAUCUAAUGAAUUGUCAUUUAUUUAUCAUAUAAUGCGCUAAACCAAUUGGUCGUCAAUUAGGACAACGAAAGGAGACGACUACUCAUCCCUUGUUUAAACUGAAAACAUCAUUAAAGACAACAGUGAAGACAACAAUGACUACCAUUAAGGCAAAACAGAGGGCAUCGGUAUUAUGGCUUUUAUCCAAAGCUUACAACAAUGAGAUGCCAACAGAUCUGAGAGAACCCUUCUAUAAGGACCACGAAGACAAUGAUAGACUUAAACCACAAAUCACRCAAUCAUUGGCCAGCGCUGAGCUCUAUUGUCUGGCGUUGGCCAACAUUUACUCCGAUCCCAAUUAUAACUGUUUGAAUCAUUUCGGUAUUAUGCAAAUACUUCAGCGCAAAGGGGUUUAUAUGGUAGAGCCAAACGACACAUCAUUAACCGAAACGGUUCUCAUACAGACCGCUCCCAUUAAAAUGAGCGCUCAUAUGGUUAUAAUUGAAGCCAUAAUGACAUUAUACAUAAAAGAAGUGUUAAUUCCCGAUAAGGUAGCCGAAGUCGUGGCCAGGUUUUCGUAUUUAGAAGAAGACGAAAUACCUGAUGAUUUAGAAGAAGUGGCCAUAUUUUGGAUAAACAAAUGUUGCGCCCGAUUAAAGCAAACAAUGCAAUCUGAAUUAGCCGCAAAUCCCGAAACACGUGAUGAUUCAGUUCCUCCACUUCAUAUGGUCACCGAUUUGAUGGAUUUGAGUGACGGCUGUGCAUUGGCAGCGCUACUUAGCUUUUACUGUCCGGGUCAUCUCAAAUGGCAAGAUAUCUGUAUAAGUGUCGACAUGUAUGAUGAAGACUCCAUAUAUAACAUCCAAUUGAUUCAAUAUUUUUGUGAAGAGAAACUUCCAUUUGAUUGUUGUUUUUUAACAAUCGAAGACAUACUGUUCCUUCACGAGACUAUUCAUACGAAUGUGUUAGCCUUUAUCGCCGAUUUGUUAUUUUUCUUUGAAAUAAGACCGGCUGAGUGUGUCCGACAGCCCGGUUUGAAUUCGAGCAUUGAUCAGGUGGACGGAGAAGCAAACAAUUAUCUGCAUUAUCCCGAAUUGCCGACACCCGCUGAAAUGAAGGCCAUGUCAUUGCAGCACUCGUCGUGGGCCGACCAUCAAGUUUAUCAGCAACCGAUCAAUGGUUCUCCACCCACUCGACCGCCUCGUCGUCUCAACUCAAAUGCAAAGCUUGCGAACCACCAAAAAGGUCUUUCAUCACAACAACAACCUUCCGAUGAGGACGAAGAGCUAACUCGUUAUUUCUCCACAAUUGACUUUAAAACCGAAAACGAGGCCUCACCUGAAAUAGUUAUGAUCAAUGAAAGGAAUGUCAACAAAAUGCCACUUCAAAUGGGACCCAAAUCUAUCAAUCCUUAUGUUAACAACAAUAUCUAUCAAAAGGAUAGUAACUCUGAUGAAAGUGAUGUUCAUCUUUCAGGUUCACCACAAAAAUCAAGCAAUGACUACAACAACCACGAAAUUAAUGAUAAAUCCUCCUCACAAUUGACUGACUAUUAUACACAGUUAGCUCAAAACACCACUUCAACAACAACUAGACGACCAAAUACAACAACAAUCAACAGAACUUUGAACAAAAGCCAACAAAAUUUAAUGCAGUCGUCUAUAGUGUUGGGAACAGAUUCUCCGCCACUACCGCUACAACAACAACAACAACAACAAUCUGAUACCAACAAAGUGAAUACGAGUACAUUUAACAAAUUAAAUUCAAAACACUUACCAUCUUCUCCAGACACGGAACCGAUCAUUAAUAUUGCUUAUAUGAAUAAAAGUGAUAAAACAAUGAAUAACAAUAGUAAUAGCUGUUUGCCAUCUGUGACUAAUAAAUCCAUACAAAACACUUCAAACAAUAAUACAUUUAGAAAAACUAAUUUAUCUAAUAAUUCGGUUGAAAAUAUGUCAGUUAGUGGUGACCAACCAUUUUAUUUGAAGGAAAACGAUAACAAUAGUGAAUAUAAAAGUCUUUUAGAUACAUAUAAUUCAAGACAAAACUUACAACAACUCAAUAAAAGUGAUUCAAUAGAUUCGUUGUUAGAUGAAAAUGAAGUCCAGUCUAUUCCUGAUUCGCCCACUAAGACUAACUCAUGUGACUCUGACAUCGCAUCACAGGUUCAUAACAUACGACUCAAAUUAGAAGAGAAGCGCCGAAAGAUUGAACACGAAAGACUGACCGCUGAAGAAGAAUGGAAAAAUAGUCGACAAAAUAUCGGCAAAGAGGCCUUUCUUAGGGUUGUUCAUAAAAAUGGUAGUCAAGAGGUGCCUAAUCAACCAAUGCCUUCAAAUGUGCUACAAAAUCAUCAUAUAUUAACACAACAAGACUUUAUGAGUCAGCAAAUGGUUAAUCACAAUCAGAUGCUUCAGAAUCAGAAUCAUAUGAUGAACUCAGAUCAGAUGAAUCGUCAGUUACAUACACCACAUAUGGUUAACCAUCAGAUGAUUGCACCGGAAUAUAUGAAUCAACAAAUUCAAGUAAUGAAUAGCCAGAUGUUGAAUCACCAGAAUAUGCCAAACCCGAUACAACCGUACUCGACAUCACAAACAUAUUAUAUUCCGACAACAAAUACCUUACAACAACAUAAUACAGGAUUUUAUAUGAACUCGACAACAGUUCCCAUGACAUCAGUGCCCAUAAGUGUUUCAUCUGUUUCUUCUAUAUCUUCACAACAAAUGUUGGAUGAGUUUGUACAACAACAACAACAACAACAAAAUGUUUUCUUAACCCAAGCCUCUGCUCCAAAACCAAUGAUUGGCCAAACCUUUCGUGUGAAUAAACAAAGUAAACGAAACAAAUCGCCUGACUUUUUACAACACACAUCACCGGCUCGUUCAGUGACCAGUGAGUACUCAGAUGAAGGCUUCAAUAACUACGAUAAAAGUAAUAAGAGUUCAUCGAGUAAUUCGACUGCAAAAGAAACUGAUUCAUUGGCCGGCGAUAAUGCCUUUAAUCCUAAAGAAGCGUUUUUCAUAUCAUUUGAUAGCGACACUCAAAAGCCAAAGCCGGCUAAACCGGGACUCAAACCAAAACAUGUCAAACAACAGCAACAAAUUAGACGAGAACUUAAAUCAACAAACAAUACUAUCUUUGAAGCCAACGGCCAAACAGUCAACAAUUCGGUCAAUGGACAGACAAGUGAUGAUCAAAAUGUUUCGACUUCAGUACAACCAAAACACCAACAGUCGAGUGUCAAUUCAGUGUCACCAGGAGUUGGCUUUGUUAUCGGCCCAGACUUAGUCCGUCAGGACCUAAGCAGUGAACAAGAAAUGGUCAAAAAGAAAGAGGCAAUUAUGUUGCAGUCACUUAAAAGAAGAGAACAACAAGAAUCAGAUAGAGCUAAGAGGGAACAAAAUAUGGCCAAAAAGCGAGAAGACGAGAGAAUACGAUUGGAAAACUCUGAGAGAAAGAGAGAAGAAGAACGCAUAAAAAGACAGUUCAUUCUCGAACAAUAUAGACAACGAAAGGCCACAGAAGAAGCAGAAAAGAACGGCGGAGGCGUGUCAUCCAAGGAUUCGGUUCGCAGUAAUAGUACUUUAGUAUUAAAUAGACCGCCGCGACAAAGGCUUUUCCAAAAGCCACGUCCAAAGUCACUGCAUGUGUCCGCCACUAACAUUCAAGAUUACACAUCACUCGACUGCAACAAAUCACGUGUUGUCGAUGACACCGACGCGUGUAUUCUCAUGUCUUCCCACAACAAUAUGUCUCGACCAGACUCAGCCAUGUCUGCAAAGAGUUCUGCAUUUGUGUCUUCGCCCACAAAUGGCUCAAAUGUUCCUCCAUAUAUGUUCUCCAGAUUUAGGGGUCCUCCUAGUGAUGGAGCGUCUGAUGCCGGCUCUGUAUACGCUGAAUACACGGGCCCUAAACUGUUUGUCAAACCCAGUCAGAAGUCUAAUAAAACUUUGAUAUUAAAUGCAAUCAAUGUUGUGUUGGCCGGUGCUGUCAAUGCUGAGACCAAAAGGAAAGUGUCAGAGAGUAUUAACUCGUCGGACAGCAAACACUAUUUGAUAUUAUUUCGAAAUGCGGGCCUUCAGUUUAGAGCAGUUUAUACCUAUAAUCCCGAUCGGGAAGAAGUCAUUAAACUUUAUGGUACGGGUCCUAAAAUUGUCACAAAUGAAGUCAUCGAUAAAUUUUAUAAAUAUAACUCUGGAAGUAAAAGUUUUGCCACAAUUCAAACCAAACAUCUUAGCGUAACUAUAGAUGCAUUCAUUAUACAUAAUAAUUUAUGGACCGGCAAAAAGGUUAUACCUAAAAAAGAUUAUUUGUAG